AACAUGUCAUCCGAUGGAUUACCGACGAAGUCGAAAGAAAAGUAUAUCACAACAUACGAAAACUUUAUUUCUUGGCGAAAAGAAAAGAACAUCACUUCGUUCUGUGAGGAUGUAUUAUUGUUGUAUUUUGAAGAAAUAUCCGCAAAAUAUAAACCUACUUCUUUAUGGGCUUUUUACUCCAUGUUGAAAUGUGGUUUGAAACGCAGGCAUAAUGUUAAUAUUAAAGAAUAUUCCAAAUUACGCGCGUUCUUGAAGAAAUUAUCUAAAGGGUAUGAGAAGGAAGUGAAGAAAGUGCUCACAUUCGAGAAUGUUGAGAAGUUUAUAGAUGAGGCGCCCGAUGAUAAAUAUCUUGCCACCAAGGUAGCCCUAAUUCUUGGAGCCACUGGGGGCCUAAGGCGGCAAGAACUAUCGAAACUCACAACAAACCACAUAGAGAACCAUGGAGAAAUGUUCAUCAUAAAAGCUCAUAGCAAAAACAAGUUACAAGACUCUUUUGCAGUCCAAGGGAAAUAUUAUAAUAUAGUUAAAAAAUAUCAAGACUUACGUGUAGCUUCAGCAAGUAAUCGCUUUUUUCAAGCAUUCAGAAAUGGCAAAUGCCGUGCCCAAGUGAUUGGGAUAAACAAAUUUAGUACGAUGCCUAGAGAGAUUGCGGAGUUUUUGAAGUUGCCGGAUGCUAAAUUGUUUACGGGGCAUACUUUUCGUGCAGUGUCACGGGUGUGGUGCGGUGUUGAGGCUUCGGCUAAGGUGGAACGAUGUAAAGGUGAAGAUUAUGUUUUAUUCAUUCUGUAUUCGUUUUUAUUAAAUGAGUAA
Cydia amplana is the source of this 810-nucleotide messenger RNA. RefSeq lists its product as uncharacterized. Lineage: Eukaryota; Metazoa; Arthropoda; Insecta; Lepidoptera; Tortricidae. The transcript is spliced from 2 exons. Bases 4 to 810 code for a protein of 268 amino acids. The record is from RefSeq and is a predicted model, not a curated record. Gene Ontology annotation, biological process: DNA integration; DNA recombination. Gene Ontology annotation, molecular function: DNA binding.